Messenger RNA from Fusarium venenatum, 3729 nucleotides. NCBI's taxonomy places the organism in Eukaryota, Fungi, Ascomycota, Sordariomycetes, Hypocreales, Nectriaceae. The record is from RefSeq and is a predicted model, not a curated record.
AUGUCUUCAUGCCCACCCAAGCUGGUUUCGGAAUCAACUCGUGAACGGGAAUCUUUCAAGUUUGUUGUUAGGUAUGGAGCGUCAAUUCUCAACGACAUCAUAGAGUCGCCCAGUGAAGGUGCAUCCCCUCCAGAUGCGAAUACUCCCACAGACAAUGCAUUCGACGAAGCCACCAGACAACAAAAAACCUCAAGAGAUACUGUCCUCGCAUCUCUUGCCCAGUUAGGAAUCUGGAAGACAGGCACCGAUCGAGCUUUGAUUUCUUUAUUCGAUCGCAAUCAUCAAUACAUCGUCGCAGAGACAUCGCGGAAAUCAUCACUUGCUCCAGGGCCGAUUCGGUCGACAAACGACCAUGGUGAAUUUUGGUUGUAUCCUGGAACAUUUCCACGCCAACUUUCGGUCUGUGAUCGGGCUCUUAUGGCGCAGAAAAACGAUCCUUCUGCCUCUCGAACGGAACUGCCCCUUACUUUGAUACCCGACCUUGAGGCUGACGUCCGGCUAUCCAAACUACCGCAUCCAUUGUCAGGCUGUCCUGCUCGUUUCUAUGCUGCGGUUCCUAUAAGAUCACCCGCUGGCGUCGACAUUGGUGUUUAUUGCGUGGUCGAUCCUCAGCUAAGGGAAGCUGGAACCUGGAAUAGUAGCGACACCCAAGCUCUGCGAGAGGUAUCUUUGAAUAUUAUGAAUUAUCUCCAGUCAAAAAGUGUGGGCGACGCUUACAGAAGAAGUGUGAGGAUGACGAGGGGGAUAGGUUCUUUUGUGGAGAAGGAGUCGACAAUGGCCGGUUGGAGAGCUCGCGAUAGUUCUCCGGCAUUUCACGACGACGUGACCAGGGAAGGUGCUUUGAAUCACGAGCAACAAGCACUACAAAGAUUCCGCGGUAUUAGUUUCCAGAAGGAGCUGCCAGUGCAUGUGCCGAUGCAAGCCAAUACUGGAAGCGAAACGACUGCUGUGAGAUCUGGGAAUGCUGGUCAAGCGAACAUGACCAGUGUUUCGUCGGGAGGCCCAUCUGCCCAGGAGCCUGAGACCAACCUGAAAGAGAAAGCAACUGCCAAGAUAUUCUCUCGUGCAGCAAACCUCAUACGCGAGGGGAUCGAAAUUGAGGGUGUUCUGUUUCUAGAUGCCAAUCUCGAGGCGUCAGCGUUCGACGGAGUGGUUCAUGAUGGCAGCCAUUCGACCCCCGAGUCUUCAUCUAGUAGUGACGAGGCUACAUCCCAAAUAUCCGACAAAGAAGAAGAAAGGAGGUGCUGUGGCAUUCUUGGUUUUGCCACUUCCACCUCGUCUAGCAUUAAUUCAGACCCUGCGUCCAAGCUUCAUGCCGGCUUGCCAAUGAAACUGCUUGCGGCUCUAUUGAGAAGAUAUUCGAACGGCAAAAUCUUUAACUUUGAUGAAGAUGGUGGACUUCUGUCUAGUGGAACAUCAGAGGAAGAUAUCUGGUCAUCUGUAUCCAAACAAGAUGAGCUUGGUGAAAGCUCGGCAAUAUCUGUUUCCAGCAAAGAGCAUCGUCCUUGGUCACGAGCCUCGGAAGGACAGUCGUUAUCAAAGGUAUUUCCUGGAGCUAGAAGUGUAGCCUUCGUACCUGUUUGGGAUCCCAAACGGGAUCGAUGGCUGGCAGGAGGCUUUGCCUACACUAUGACGCCUACGAGGUCUUUCACUAUCGAGGGCGAAUUGAGUUACUUAAGAGGCUUCGGCAUGCUUGCCAUGUCGGAAGCUCAGAGACUUGAAGCCCUGUUAGUCAACAAGGCGCAGUCCGACGUGCUUGGUUCGUUAUCUCACGAACUACGAACUCCUCUCCAUGGAGUCAUGCUUUCAGCUGAGUUGCUUGCUGAUACCCAGCUGGAUGUCUUUCAGGGGAACCUAUUGCGUACCCUGGAAACAUGCGGUCGGACGCUCACCGAGACUAUCGACCAUCUCUUAUACUUUUCGAAGGUCAAUCAAGUCGCAGUCAACCAAAAGAGAGAGCGCCGGGCCCGUAAGUCAUCCAUCGCCCCUGAGCCUGUCGCAACUAUCGCAGCCAGUACCUUCGCCUCUGAAGUAAGAUUAGACGCUUUGGUCGAGGAGGUAAUGGACAGUGUUUUUGCUGGCCAUGUUUUUGGACGUAACGAAGCCCAUAAAGUCUGGCAAAACAGCAGCCGAAGCGGACAGUUGGACGCCGAAGAAUUGCAACCCCCCAAUUCGGACGACUUGACGGGUGGUCGGGCAGAUGGCACCAUCAAGCACGAAGUUCCACUUGGACACAAAAAUCAGGUGGCUAUCUUCCUCGACAUCGACCCUUAUGUGCCUUAUCGCUUCCUUGUUGCAGCCGGUGCACUCCGGCGUGUAGUGAUGAACCUCUUUGGAAAUGCGCUGAAGUAUACGCAGCGCGGCACAAUCACAGUAUCACUUUCUCAGAAGCCGCUAUCUCCCACCGACCCGGACAGUAACAGACGAGUAGUCCGAAUCUCAGUUAUAGAUACUGGCCAAGGUAUUUCUCCAGAUUUUCUCCAAAACGAUCUUUUCAAGCCAUUUUCUCAGGAAAACCAUCUUUCACAUGGCACUGGAUUGGGAUUAAGUCUGGUCAAAAAGAUCGUAGCGUCCAUGGGCGGCAAGAUCUCGAUUGAGAGUGCAGUCAACGUUGGAACUACUGCAACAAUAACUUUGCCUCUAACUCGAUCGAACAAUCCGAACUUUUUGCAGGGGCAAGAGAAGAACGAGGCCGAUGAAGAGGCUAAGCGGCUGAAAGGGCUACGCGUGCGGCUAAUUGGCUUUCCAUCAGAGGAGGAGAUCAAGUCACAAACAGCAAGCGGUAUUCCCAUGUCUGCCAUGCGGACCAUGUGCCAUCGGUGGUUGGAAAUGGACGUUAUUCACGAGUCUUCGAGCCAGCACGUGGCACCAGAUAUCGUGCUGUGCAACGAGAUUGCAACUGACGAUCCAGUUCUCACGAGCCCAGAACUUGCCAGGUCCCCUGUAGUUGUUAUAUGCGCUACUGCCAUUACAGCACACAAACGGUCUUCACAGCGAGAUACAUCCGAGGAACAACGAGUGUAUGAGUUUGUUUCCCAGCCCAUUGGACCUCACAAGCUCGCUAGAAUCCUUCAUAUAGCAUUUCGUCGAUGGGGAGACUUGCAAGCUCUAUCACCAAUGACACCAACGAGAGCAGAGAGGGGUCUCUUGCGUGAUUCUCCUGACAAAUCGGAAAGACGACCGAGAAGACACUUGGGUGGAGGGGAUGCUGUAGCCGAUAUAUCAAACGAUGAACCCACGCCGUCAGAUUCAGAAACGAAGUCUGCGAAACGCCCCAAGCCGCCAACACGAGCCUCGCCAGCACAAGCACCUCCUGAGACGAUGCAGGAACCAGCCUCGGAAAAUGAAAUUAAAAGCUUCCUACUCGUUGAUGACAAUCCCAUAAAUCUUUCGAUAUUGUGCGCUUACAUGAAGAAGCUGAAAAGCAAAUAUGCUACAGCAGCAGACGGACUUGAGGCCGUAGAACGCUUUCAAGAAAAUCCCGACCUAUUUAGCUGUAUUCUGAUGGAUAUCAGCAUGCCACGAAUGGAUGGGAUAGAAGCUACAAAACAGAUUCGAGCCUUUGAACACAGCAAUGAGCGAGAGCCAGUAGUCAUACUUGCCUUGACCGGACUGGCUUCGGCAAGCGCCCAACAGGAUGCAUAUGCGAGCGGCGUGGACGUUUUCCUAUCCAAGCCUGUUAAACUUAAGGAGUUGAGCACUAUACUGAGAGACCGAGACUUGGUAUGA